Sphenostylis stenocarpa is the source of this 3216-nucleotide messenger RNA. NCBI's taxonomy places the organism in Eukaryota, Viridiplantae, Streptophyta, Magnoliopsida, Fabales, Fabaceae. The record is from the annotation of a GenBank genome assembly.
AUGGUUAUCUCCAGCAUGGAUGGGACAUCAAUUAUACUCUCGGAUGAUGUUGGGCAACUAUAUAUAUUAAGCACAGGUCAAGGCGAGUCCCAGAAAGAUGCAAAAUAUGAUCAGUUCUUUCUAGGUGAUUUUCGACCUCUGAUUCAAGACACCCAUGGUAAUGUACUAGACCAGAGUGAAUUUCAGCAAAGACGAUUAGGAGCAUUAGGCCUUGAGUGGCGUCCAUCAUCGCUAAGGCUUGCUGUUGGCCCUGAUUUCAGUCUGGACCCUGAUUAUCAUAUGCUUCCAUUGGCAGACUUGGAUUUGAUUACAGAACCACUGCCUGAGUUUAUAGAUGCUAUGGAAUGGGAACCUGAAGUUGAAGUGUUUAGCGAUGAUGCAGAUUCAGAAUAUAACGUCACUGAAGAUUGCUCUUCUAAGGGUGAGAAAGGAUGUUCAAGCUCCAAUGUUUCUGGUGAUUCAGGGUGGAGCACAGACAACAGUGAAGCGGAGGACACUCGCAUGGAAAGCAUUCGCAGGUCAAAGAGGAAAAAACUGAAGACUGAAACUGAGAUUAUGACUUCUUCUGGGAGACGUGUGAAAAGGAGGAACUUGGAUGAGUGUGAUGGCAAUACUAUCAGCAGUAGCCGAAGUCGGAAGGGAAAAAGUGGCCAAAAAAUAUCAAGAAGAAAAUCUUCUAAGUCAAAAUCUUCCCGACCUCAAAGGGCUGCUGCACGCAAUGCUCUGCAUCUAUUUUCCAAAAUUACUGGUACACCAACAGAUGGAGAUGAAGAUAGUUUGGUUGGUGAUUAUUCGGAUAGUGAAUCAACAUUGCAAGAGUCUAAUAUUGACAGUGAUGAAUCUGGUGGAACUUUACAGAAUGACCGAUUGAAUUAUUCCAAGGGAAAAGAAGUAUCAUAUUAUGAAUCAGAUGACACAAAAUCACGUGAGUUAACUGAAACUCAUGUGAAUUCAAUGAACAAGAGGAGGUUGGUUCUCAAGUUGCCAAUUCGUGAUAUAUCCAAUUCUACAAAUGAGUUUGAUUUCCAGGCUGAGUUGGUUGGCUCAUCAUCAAAAACUAUACAAGAAGUUACCGAUUUUAAUGGGAACAGACCAAGUUUUAAGGAUUCAGGGUAUUGUUCCGGCAGUACAAGUUACCCUACAGUUGAAAGAACAGAACAACCAAAACUUAGCCAGGUGAAAGACCAUGUAGACUUGCUGGGGAAUAUUAGAUGGGGAAUGGUUAAGGCACGUUCAUCUAAACUGUCGAGAGUAGGAGAAGCUAUGCCAUCAGACGCAAAUCCUUAUUCUGGAAAAUGUCCUGAUUAUGAAAAAGAAAAUCUUAGUACUGGGCAUGGGAAAGAGGAGAAGAACUUUAGUGCCCCAACCCCCGAGUUAGAAGUCCAAAAGGACGACUAUAUGCUAGAUAGUUUGACAGAGAUUAAUGAAAAUUGUGCUGGUACUACCACCUCACAGCCUUUUAAUCCGACCAAUAAUGGAGGAGCUAUCACAGGUUCCAGCAAUUGCAUGGACAAAGAUGAAUCACAAACACCUGCGUAUGUGAUUCCUCAGGAUUUUGUUCCUGCUUCCAUUUGCUAUAGUGGGGUUGACCAACUUCCUGAACCAAAUAUUGGUUUUUGUUCUGUUUCCACAAAACUAAGGUCGAAAAGGGGUGCAAGGGAUCCCGAAAGUCCAUCCAAGCAUGAAACGAAAUCUUCCGUGCUAAAGAAUAGUGCCUGCAGCACUAGUGAUAAUAAUUUGAACAAUGAUCAGCAUGUGGCUGUGGAUGACAACACUAAAGUAAAAUCUAAUCUGGGAGAGAAUGGAUCUCAAGAAAUAGAUCCUCGGAUUAGAGAAAAUAGUACUUCACAGGAUUUGUUAGAGCCACAAUCACACAGAGAUAAAAUGUAUAAAGCUGUUUAUAAAAGAUCAAGAUCACAUAGGGCAGUAACUAAUUUAGCUGACAGUGGUGGCCAGGGUGAAUCUACUUCAAAUGGGAGCAACAGUAAUUUCAACGCUGCAGUAGACUAUAGUAAUGGCACAAAUGAGGCUAUUCGACCCAAUGAAUCCUUACAGCUAGACCCAAUUACUUGUGACCCAAACUAUGAGCAGAAUAAUCGCGAAGUGCUGCAAGGAAAUGAAAAUUGUAUGAUAAAAAUUUCACAGAAAGUUUCCAUAAGUGGAGGACAACUGGCAGAAGAAGAAAGGGGUUCUAGUUCAAAAUUGACCGUUGGUUUGAGGUCCACUAGGAGUCGGAGGUCUAGUUAUAAUAUUCGUGAGACAAGUCCUGUAAAUAAAAGGAAAUCACUACAAUCAGCUACGAAAGGAUCAUGGUUGCUGUUAUCAACCCAUGAGGAAGGAUGCAGAUAUAUUCCACAACAGGGAGAUGAAGUUGUAUAUUUGAGACAGGGACACCAGGAGUAUAUAGAUUAUUGCCGGAAAAGUGAGUCAGGGCCUUGGGUAUCACUUAAGGGACAUAUAAAAGCUGUAGAAUAUUGUAUAGUUCAAAGCCUAGAGUAUUCCCAUCUUGCAGGGUCUGGUGAUAGCUGCUGCAAAAUGACUCUUCAGUUUGUAGAUCCUAAUUCGAGUGUUGUUGGAAAAUCUUUUAAAUUAACCCUACCCGAAGUGACUGGUUUCCCAGAUUUUCUUGUUGAAAGGACUAGGUUUGAUGCUGCUAUGCAAAGAAAUUGGACACGCAGGGAUAAAUGCAGGGUUUGGUGGAGAAAUGAGGAUAAUUCCUCUGGUAAUUGGUGGGAUGGUCGAAUAUUGUGUGUGAAAGCCAAGUCUUCUGAAUUUCCAGACAGUCCAUGGGAGAGUUGUACUGUUCGGUACAAGAGUGACCUCACUGAAACGCAUUUGCAUAGUCCUUGGGAGCUUUUUGAUGCAGACACUGAAUGGGAACAGCCUCACAUUGAUGAUAACAUGAGAAAUAAACUGCAAUCUGCUCUCACCAAAUUACAGCAGUCAGGCAACACAGUCCAGGAUCGUUAUGGGGUGCAUGAAUUGAAGAAAAUUUCAAAUAAGUCCAAAUUUAUAAACAGGUACCCUGUCCCUAUAUCACUUGAAUUGAUGCAGACAAGGUUGAAGAACAACUACUACCGUAGUUUGGAGGCACUGAAGCACGAUGUGACAAAUUUACUAGCGAAUUCCACCUCCUUUUUUGAAAAGGAUGCAGAUGUGUCAGCAAAAAUCAAACGCCUAUCAGAAUGGUUCACACGAACAUUAUCAUCUUUAUAG